Trematomus bernacchii (emerald rockcod) is the source of this 666-nucleotide messenger RNA. RefSeq names its product GTP cyclohydrolase 1-like. Lineage: Eukaryota; Metazoa; Chordata; Actinopteri; Perciformes; Nototheniidae. Bases 1 to 666 code for a protein of 221 amino acids. The record is from RefSeq and is a predicted model, not a curated record. Gene Ontology annotation, cellular component: cytoplasm. Gene Ontology annotation, molecular function: GTP binding; GTP cyclohydrolase I activity; zinc ion binding. The transcript has 6 exons. Gene Ontology annotation, biological process: tetrahydrofolate biosynthetic process; tetrahydrobiopterin biosynthetic process.
AUGGAGUACCAACAUGACGUAGAGAUCAACGGAGAAGACAAGUACAUCUGCAAACAUAAUGGUUUGUGCAAGAAAGAGAAGGACUCCAAAGAUGAUACAGAUUCAAACAAGCUUUCUCAUAUUGAGAAGGCUUAUACCACCAUACUGGGUGAGCUGGGAGAGGACGUCGACCGGGAGGGACUUCUACGUACACCCCUACGUGCAGCCAAAGCCAUGCAGUUCUUCACCAAAGGCUACAAAGAAACCACUCAAGAUAUCAUGAAUGACGCAAUCUUUGAUGAAAACCACGAUGAGAUGGUGAUUGUCAAGGACAUCGACCUGUUUUCUCUCUGUGAACAUCACCUGGUGCCCUUCUUUGGCAAGGCUCACAUAGCAUACCUCCCAAAUAAGAAAGUGGUUGGCCUAAGCAAGCUUGCUAGAAUUGUUGAAAUAUACAGCAGGAGGCUUCAAGUUCAGGAGCGUCUCACCAAACAGAUUGCUUCAGCCAUCUCUGAGGCGCUGGAGCCGGCUGGAGUAGCAGUGGUGAUUGAGGCUGCCCACAUGUGCAUGGUGAUGAGAGGUGUGCAGAAGAUAAACGCCAGCACUGUUACAAGUGUCAUGCUGGGAACAUUUCAGGAUAAUCCCAUCACCAGGAACGAGUUCCUUGACCUCACUAUCAGGAAGUGA